This is a messenger RNA of Anopheles maculipalpis, 769 nucleotides long. RefSeq names its product pupal cuticle protein 27 (gene Cpr97Eb). Bases 112 to 768 code for a protein of 218 amino acids. The transcript has 3 exons. NCBI's taxonomy places the organism in Eukaryota, Metazoa, Arthropoda, Insecta, Diptera, Culicidae. Gene Ontology annotation, cellular component: chitin-based extracellular matrix. The record is from RefSeq and is a predicted model, not a curated record. Gene Ontology annotation, molecular function: structural constituent of chitin-based larval cuticle.
CAGUCAAACUCGCCAGCCAAGCCAAGCGCAGCUCAAGCGGAGGGUCCCCGAAACCAAAAAGGCUUACUUCCUUCCAACGGUGUACCGCAUCCACAAGACAAUCAACCAAAAAUGAAGUCUCUGUUACUACUCUCCGCGAUAGUGACGAUUAUUGCGGCCCAGAGAGACUACACCACACCGGUACCUAUACUGAAGCAGAUCAACAGACACAACGAGGAUGGCAGCUACAGCUACGGUUACGAGGCAGCGGACGGUACGUUUAAGAUCGAGACCAAGUACCCGAACGGUGAGGUGCAGGGCAAGUACGGUUACGUAGAUGACGGUGGCAAGCUGCGCGAAAUCGAGUACGGUGCGAGUAAUCGCGGUUUCGAACCUCAGGGUACGGACAUCAACGUGCCACCACCAACGUUGAGCAACAGCAACUACCCACCGCUCGGCCCGAACGAAGAAGAUGACGGCCAGUACCGGGAGGACCCGAGCAUCUACUACAAGGACUCGCGUUACAACUCGAAACCGGCACCGUACAAUCCGCGCCCGGCCCCGGUAGCGUACAACCCGGCACCGCAACAGUACUACCGCAACACGGCUGCACCGGAACCGGCAGCGCCCACCUACCAGCCACAGCCACAGCAUCGAUUCCAGGCGCCACAGCAGCAGUACUACCAGCCGGCUGCACCCGUGCCACAGCAGCGUGCCGACUACUGGCACCCGAACGCCAAGGUGGACAUUAACACUGGCUCGUACUCGCUUAGCUAUACCGGCAGAUAAG